UCCACCUGUCCACACCACCUUCCCCGCACUCGACCUUUCGUUGCCUCUCUUCUGCUUUCCCUCUCAUUCCUCGCUGCAUUCGUCUCUGCCUCCGUGUUGGCUUGCUCUCGUUGGAUUCAGGACCGCACGUAGAAACCAUUCUCAGCUCUGACAAAGCUAAGCAGCUCAUUUCACACUUUCAGGUCGUGUGGAGAAACCAGUUCGAUUCUUGGACCUUUCCUGAUCAGGUCGACCGACAGAUCAGCUCAUUCAGCUUUUUCGUACUCUACGCAAGGAUCCCUCGCCAUAUCCCAACAUGGCAACUAAAAACAACAGUACCAACAGCAACACUAGCACCAAGACCGGAGCUGACCAGCCAUCGGGAGCGACCUCUACCCCUGCUGCUCCUGCCCUGGAGCUGAAACCGCUCAAAAAUGUCAUGCCUAUUGUCCCAGCCCAACAAGUCGACUCCUCAUCAUGCCCUCCUUCAGGCGAAGCCUCCCCUCAGCUGCCUUGCGUGCCCAACAACGUGCAGGCGCUCCAAAGGCUGGAUCCUGACAAUGACGAGUCCGGCGUCGAAAAUAUCACUAAGAAGCACGCUGGAAGGAUCAGAGAGGACCCUGUGGGCUUUGUUGUGCAGACCGCUGCGUUUUACCAAGGAACGGGUUGGAGAAGUUACAGCAACUAUGUUGGCACUCGCAUCUUCUAUGAAGGCUUCUCUGCCACAUUCAAGGAGCGUAUCCUUGCCAGCCAGAAAGUGAGCAAUCUGAUAAAAAAUAUGGCCGAUAAGCAAUUGGAGACGCUCAUCAGACAGAAGCAAGAGGCCCAUGACGCAGAGAUGGUUGCAAAUGCUGGAAAGAAGAACUACAAGCCCAAGGCCCGACCCAUGAGACCUGAAGACAUUGAGGCCCGCCGAAAAACAUUGGAGGCUGAGCUGACAGCCGUCGCCAAGAGUAACAUCGACAAGUUGGUGUGCGACAUGAACAGCCUGAAAUUCAUCAGAUUCUUUGCGUUCCUCAUCAACAACAUUCUCGUAAGAAUGUAUCACCAAGGAAUUCACAUCAAAGAGUCAGAGUUCCUAGAGCUGCGUCGAGUUGCCGAGUACUGCGCGGAGAACAAGUUCUCAAUGGUGGUCUUGCCUUGUCAUAAGUCGCACAUCGAUUACCUUGUUGUCUCGUACAUAUUUUUCCGCAUGGGUCUGGCCUUGCCCCAUAUCGCCGCUGGUGACAACUUGGACAUGCCUGUCGUCGGAAAGGCACUCAAAGGAGCCGGUGCCUUCUUUAUCCGUCGAUCAUGGGCUGAUGACCAGCUCUACACCAGUAUUGUUCAAGAGUAUGUCCAGGAACUGUUGGAAGGCGGAUACAACAUCGAAUGUUUUAUUGAGGGAACGCGAAGCAGAACAGGAAAGCUGCUGCCCCCCAAGCUCGGAGUUCUAAAGAUCAUCAUGGAUGCCAUGCUCUCCGACCGCAUACAGGACUGCUACAUUGUGCCCAUCUCGAUCGGCUAUGAUAAGGUCAUCGAAACCGAGACAUAUAUCAGCGAACUCCUUGGAAUCCCAAAGGAGAAGGAGAGUUUGUGGGGUGUCAUCACCAACUCCAGACUGCUCCAGCUCAAGAUGGGACGCAUCGACGUCCGCUUCGCGAAGCCAUACAGCUUGCGUAACUUUAUGAAUUACGAAAUUGAGCGCAGAGAGAUCAUCAAUGAGCGCGAGCAGACGAGCAAUGCCGCUAAAUCUCAACUGCUAAAGGCACUGGGCUACAAGGUAUUGGCCGACAUCAAUUCCGUCUCGGUCGUGAUGCCAACGGCGCUAGUUGGUACCGUCGUAUUGACCCUUCGUGGACGUGGCGUUGGACGCAACGAACUUAUCCGCCGUGUGGAAUGGCUGAAACGUGAGAUUUUGUCCAAAGGAGGUCGUGUUGCCAACUUUAGUGGGAUGGAGACUGGCGAAGUUGUUGAUCGCGCGCUGGGUGUCCUUAAGGACCUGGUAGCAUUGCAAAAGAACCUGAUUGAGCCCGUGUUCUACGCGGUCAAGCGAUUUGAGCUGUCCUUUUACCGCAACCAGCUUAUCCACCUCUUUGUCCACGAGGCCAUCGUAGCGGUCACCAUGUACACGCGCAUCAAGAUUGGUGGUGCGACAUCAACCCAGCAGAUCAGCCACACGGAGCUGUUGAACGAGGUCACAUUCUUGAGUCGUCUCCUCAAGACCGACUUUAUCUACAAUCCUGGUGAUAUUGAAAGUAAUCUGAAGAACACGCUCGAGUAUCUGAAGAAAUCGAACGUGAUUGAGAUCAACAAUGAUGGCUAUGUUGGUCUCUCCGACGUGGAGCGUCGCAUCGGCAGAGAGAACUAUGACUUCUACUGUUUCUUGCUCUGGCCAUUUGUGGAGGCGUACUGGCUCGCUGCUGUAUCGCUGUAUACCCUUAUCCCUACAGCGAGAGAGCUGACCCAGCAGAGGGACAUCAACGGCGACCCUCUACUUCAUUGGGUCGAGGAGCGUGUGUUUAUGGAGAAGACUCAGAUGUUUGGAAAGACUCUCUACUACCAGGGCGACCUCUCGUACUUUGAGUCCGUCAACAUGGAGACUCUGAAGAACGGCUUCAACCGUCUGAGCGAUUAUGGAAUCCUUAUGAUCAAGAAACCCACCAGCAGUAAGGAGAGAACCAAAGUUGCACUCCAUCCGGACUUCAUGCCUAGUUUCGGACCUGAUGGACGCGUUUCCACUGAUGGCGCGCUUUGGGACAUGGUGGAACACAUUGGCACGUUCAGACGCGAGGGCAAAAACCGCCGCGAUAAUGCAACAGUGUCUUCCCGUGUCCUUCGAUUUGCCGAGAUUGUUGCGAACGCACCCGCUCCGGUUAAGGUACCCUUGCCCAACCCUGCUCCGAAAAAAAUUGGCGACGGGGCACCAAAAUUAUAAUACACCAUCAUGGCCCCGUGUUCUCUCUUUGUGCCUGUCCGGCUUUGAUAUCGCCAUGCAAAUGCCAUGUACACUUCGUCCUCUUGUUGGUGCUAUAUUAUUUUUGCCCGCUCUGGCAAUCUUCCGGGAGAUGAAAGUAGCCGAGCAAUGCAAUGGGCCUUUGUGUCCCUACACCAUUUUUUUCUCCAAGUUCGGGAGUGAGGCUCGACUGGUUUUUUCUGUUCGAUCAGCAAACUAUGGUGGUACAAUGUUAUUGCUGCCCAAUUUUUUUUUCUUUUCUUGGUGCCAUCGGCGCUCAACCAAUCAUCGACAGGACAGCCAAACGGCACGGGCUAAUGAAAGAAAAGACACCACCUGAGUGGUGCCGCGGAGGAAACGGUUUUAGAAAUGCGGUCAAAAAAGUUGCGCUUGCCAGUCCGCAGGUCAAU
Gamsiella multidivaricata is the source of this 3324-nucleotide messenger RNA. RefSeq names its product acyltransferase. The record is from RefSeq and is a predicted model, not a curated record. Lineage: Eukaryota; Fungi; Mortierellomycota; Mortierellomycetes; Mortierellales; Mortierellaceae. The transcript is spliced from 12 exons. Gene Ontology annotation, cellular component: mitochondrial membrane. The coding region runs from base 296 to 2896 and encodes 866 amino acids.